This is a messenger RNA of Nymphaea colorata (pocket water lily), 1992 nucleotides long. Its product is annotated as aldehyde oxidase GLOX-like. Bases 11 to 1786 code for a protein of 591 amino acids. The record is from RefSeq and is a predicted model, not a curated record. The transcript has a single exon. Lineage: Eukaryota; Viridiplantae; Streptophyta; Magnoliopsida; Nymphaeales; Nymphaeaceae.
UUAUUCUCAGAUGGCCAAUCCAGAGGAAGAGGAAGGCAACAAGAUAAAAAACAUGGGCAGACUUCACCAAGUACAGAAACCAACAACUGCAGCAGCUGUGCUUCUGCCACUGCUGCUGUUGCUCUUCCUCCCACCUUCCGCCGCCUUCACUCCCCAUCGCUACUAUCACCAUCAUCGCCGCCCACACCAGUUGAAUUUGACACCUCAAUCUGCCGUCUCCGGCGGCCGCGACGGUGGUCAAUGGGAGCUCCUUCAGCGUUGCAUCGGCGUCUCGGCCAUGCAUAUGAUCCUCCUCCACAACGACCGGGUUACCAUCUUCGACCGCACUAGCGGAGGCCCCUCCAACAUCUCCUUCCCAAACUGCGACCCCGCUGCCACCUCCGAAUGCACGGCCCACUCCGUCGAGUACGACGUCGCCGCCAACUCUGUCCGGCCAUUAACUGUUCUAACUGAUACUUGGUGCUCUUCCGGCGCCACUUUGCCAGAUGGCAAGCUCGUCCAGACCGGCGGAUGGACCACCGGCGGGCGCAACGUCCGUGUGUUCCAGUCGUGCGACGACUGGAAUUGUGAUUGGCAAGAGAUUGCCGACGGCCUCGCUGCUCCGAGGUGGUACGCUUCCAAUCACAUUUUGCCGGACGGUCGCCAGAUCAUUAUCGGCGGUCGCCGGCAAUUCACAUAUGAAUUCUACCCCAAGGACAGUACAAAUCCUGGAGCGAUUUACUUCCCGUUCCUUCACGAAACAUUCAAUUACAUGUCGGAAGACAAUCUCUAUCCUUUCGUUCAUUUGCUACCGGACGGAAACCUCUUCGUCUUCGCCAACAACCAAUCCAUAAUGUUCGACUACCGGAGAAAUGCCGUGGUGAAGAGAUUCCCGGUGAUGCCGGGGGGCGGAUCCCGGAACUAUCCAAGCACCGGAUCUUCAGUAAUGCUCCCGUUGGUGAUGAAUUCCGAUCCCGCAAUGAUCAAGGUGGAAGUUCUGAUAUGCGGCGGCGCUCCUGCAAGGUCCUUUUUCCGCGCCCACAACGACGGUACAUUUGUCGACGCACUUUCGACGUGCGGCCGGAUAACGGUCACAGACAGGACGCCGGAAUGGUCGAUGGAGACAAUGCCGAUGCCGAGGGUGAUGAGCGACAUGCUGCUGCUCCCGACCGGCGACGUCCUCAUAAUCAAUGGCGCAUCUUCGGGAACUGCCGGCUGGGAGAGUGCCCGCAAGCCGGUGGUUUCUCCGGUCAUCUACCGGACCUGGCGAACAUCCGGUUCACGAUUCGACCUACAGAACCCGACCACUAUCCCCCGAAUGUACCACUCCACGGCGGUGCUACUGCGGGAUGGCCGGGUACUGGUCGGAGGCAGCAACACACACCCUAGAUACAACUUCACCAGCCUCUUCCCCACGGACCUCAGCCUCGAGCGCUUCUCGCCAGACUAUUGCUUUUCGCCGUCGCGGCCAACAAUACUAUCCCCAACCUCACAGACGUCUCUCGCCUACGGACAGAACUUCGCCUUGGAAUUCUCCGUUUCCGGCGUGAACCCGUCGGAAGUGCCUGUCUCUGUUAGCAUGGUGGCGCCUCCCUUCAACACACACUCUUAUUCCAUGAACCAAAGGAUGUUGGUGCUGCAGUGGAAUGGGAGAGUCGCCUUGGCUGCCUCUUCGAGCUCAAGUCCUGCCUAUGAUGUAUGGGUAUCGGCGCCGCCGUCGUCAGCGGUGGCGCCGCCAGGGUACUAUCUUCUGUUUGUGGUGGUGGAAGACGCGGCUAGCGAGGGAAUAUGGGUGCACAUACAGUGAGGAAACUCGGCGACAAAGAUCCAAAUAAACGAUAGUAAAUUACUCCUCAUAUCUCUUUAGAUUCACAUGCAAUAAAGAUCAUAUGUAUACAUGGUUUUGUUCUUCUUAAUUUUCUUCUUCCGUUGUGUGGUGACGUGGUUGAUUGAAAUUCAUUUUGUAUUCUGACAUCCCAGUCGUGGAUUUAAGUGAUCAACGGCUUUUAUUUG